AUGUCUAACUCAGUCGACUGGGAUCUAGAUAACGUCAUCAAGUCUCACGAGUUGAAACCCAUGUCUAGCACGAAUGGCAAAGGAAAACGCUCGGGUGCUGAGAUCGGUCAUGUUCCGCGCCGUACGAUCGGCCCGCGAUGGACGCUCGUCAAUCGUCCACGUCACCCACCGCGCGCCCACCCAAACCUGGAUCAAACCCGACCUGACCCCGACCGACAGAGCAACCCGUUCUCGUCUCGACGCAGGAGCCCGCGGGCGGAGGCGACCAUCGCGACGGACUCGGGCGGCGAUCGGGCGGCGUGCAACGCCGGCGACGUCGCGGAGCGCCGCGGCCAUGCCGCCGGCGGCUCCUCUCCUCCUGCAAGGAUUGCUAUUUUAGGGGUUGGGUUUGACAAUAUGGCACCGAAAGAAGCUCCGAAAGAGGCUAUGUUUCAAAUGCGUUUUGGAGCAAAGCGGCUUGCGAAAGUUGUUCAAAAAAACAUGAAUGAUGCCAAGAGAGCUAUCAUCGCCAAGACUGCUUUCAAGCCAUUGCUCAAAGUGGCUUCAUUUGCAGCACCUCCAAUGGAGCUCAUUGAGUAUGUGGUGAAGCACACAAAUCCCAAGCUAAGGGAGUUCAGGCACAAGAACAAGAGUAUUUUGUUCACAAGGGAGAUGGUGGUUAAGGUUCUUGGCGUGCCUUCCGGUAAUAGGGACAUGGUAUAUCUAAAGAGGACUCAACAAUCUGACCUUCGGGAUAUGUUCAAGAACGAGAAGGGACGUGCGACAAUUGCUAAAGCCAUUGAGGUGUUGGAGAAUUGUGAAGAUACAAAUGAGGCACUUGUUGUUCAGAGCUUUGGUCUCAUAGCUUUUGCCACUGUGCUUUGUCCUGGCACCGGUAACUUGGUCAAAUGUGAGUAUUUGGGUAUUUUGAUGGAUGCCAAUGAGAUUGGCCAGUAUGCCAUUGAUGAGCAUAUACUUAAAGAGACGAUGGGCGAGGUUGGGUUGUUCAAAGAGAAGCUGUUGAAUCGUUCCAAACUUGAUCCUUCGCAGAUUGUGUGGAUUGCGAUGUGCCUUCCCAUGCUCGCGACCAUAUACAUGGACUUCCUUAGCUUCCCACCUUUGGCCCCUAAAGAGCACACCAUCAACCGUAGCAUCCCUAGAUUUUGCCACGUGUGUGAUGAUGAUUUCCGGCUUGUUGUUGACAUUGAUAAGAACAAGCUGAGUCUUGACCCGGCAGCUUUUGGGGUUCGACCACUCUUGCAUUUAUCAGAAACUUUGUAUGCUGUGGUAGCUCCCACCGAUGGAAAUCUGCCUCAUGCUGAUCCUGGUGUAGUAGGGGAUGAUGGCUUGGGUAGUGAGGAGGUUGAUGUUAACCCCUCAGCAUCACUGAAUGAGUGGCUUGAAAAAGGGUUUGCAAGCAGCGAAGAGCUGCAGGUGCCCGAACAUUUGCAAGGACUGUACAACAAGCACAAUGCUCUUUAUGCAACUGAUGUGGCUGCUGGAUUGCACAACUUUGGGGAGUUUUUGAAGGCUUCAAAUGCAAAGUGUAUGGCAGCAUUGCUGGUGGAUGUUCAUGCUGCUAAUGUUGCAUCCAGCAGCUUCACUAUCCCAUGCCCUGCAGCUCCUGAUGUACAUGCAAAGGAGCCAAGCCCAAUCGUGGUUGAGGAAGAUCGGACUCACAAUGUUGUGAAUGAUGAUGCGAUGGAUAUUGGCGAGGUUUCUAACAAGACUUCUCCGGUGCCUUCUCCGGAGCACUCUACCAAGCCUUCUCCAGUUCCUUCUCCGGAGCACACUCAUGUGCCUUCUCCGGAGCACACUCAUGAGGCUUGCCUGGUUACUUCUUCUGUGCCUUCUCCGGUGCGCACUAGUGUGCCUUCUCCAGUCCCCAGUUGUGCUGCUACCCUGGUGCCUUCUCCACAAAACAUUUCUCAUGUGCAAAGCCCAUCAAGUGGUGAUGAGUCGCCCAGAAUUAAAUCUCCAAGCAAAUACCCGGCUGGCUUUUGGGAUGAUGUUCCAAAAAUUGAUUUGUUUCCUGAUGGAUCUGAGGAGGCAAAGUUCUUCGCUACAAUUCCUGAUGUUGCAGCUACAAGUGGAGGUUCUUGUGUUGUCGUGACACCGGUGCGCAAAGAGGACGUGCCACAACCCAUCGUACCUGCUGCAUCUACUCUCCAGGAAGCCAAAGGAAAUGCUUCUAGUGGUCCAGACACACAUGAUAAGAAGCAACGCCAAAAGAGGGCUGCAAAGGACAUUGAUACACCUCCCAAGGUGAAGAAGAUGAAACUUUCAGACACUCAUCAAUCCACUUACCGCAAAUACAUUGGGCAUAGUCGCAAAUUGAGGCCACCGAAGAAGGGUGUUGAUCCUAAACCCUUUGUUCAUAUUGGUAACUUCUUUGUCUCAUACAAAAAGUUUCAAGCCGUGUUCAAGCCACGCCAGCACAUGGACAAUCAAGUCAUGUCCCUUUAUGUUGAGAAGUUCAACAUCGAGAAUAAAUUGCAAGCCUCUACCAACAAAAGGUGUCGUAAGAAGUUCGCAUUUUCUGUGCAUAUGACUUCUGAACUUAUCAAGGAUCCUGCGAAGUUCCAAACAAAGGAUGUUAUCCAAGAGUUCAAGAUUGCUUGUGAAAAAUACAAGAUAUCAAAAAUGGAUCUGCUUUGGUUCCCAAUUGUACAUGAGAAGCACUGGGCCACUUGUUGCAUAAAUCUUCUGCACUCGCAAAUCAACUCGUUUGAUUCUAUCAAACCAUCAAAGAAAGGAGGUUCCAUGGAGUCUGCCAUGAACAACCUGUUUCCAAUCAUAUGUUUUUGCUGUCUUACUUCAUAA
This is a messenger RNA of Lolium perenne, 2802 nucleotides long. NCBI's taxonomy places the organism in Eukaryota, Viridiplantae, Streptophyta, Magnoliopsida, Poales, Poaceae. The record is from RefSeq and is a predicted model, not a curated record.